Molecule: messenger RNA, 4021 nt
Organism: Perca fluviatilis (European perch)
Lineage: Eukaryota; Metazoa; Chordata; Actinopteri; Perciformes; Percidae
Gene: ankmy1
Product: ankyrin repeat and MYND domain containing 1
Exons: 20
Coding region: 177-3608 (1143 amino acids)
Molecular function (GO): protein binding
Source: RefSeq, a predicted model, not a curated record
UGUCAUGACAACCGCUGCUUACAGGAAAGUCAAAACUCAAAUCUGACUUCUGACGGCUAGCUAGCUAGCUAGCUGAAGUUUUCUCCUCGUUCCUGUAACGUAACUCAAAGCUCAUUGUUGUUGAGCUCAAAUGAAAUUAGGUAUACAAUCUUCAGAGAGGAUACGCCCAGGUUAAAAUGCUGCUGUCGACCUGCAAAGGUGUCGCGGCAGCACCGGGGAAAGGAGGCACGGAGCCGGCGGCAGGUGGACAAAGCGACGACCACAGAGGACCUCAAAGCGGGGGAGAGAGAGGACAAGGGCUCGGUGUUCAGGAGUGGCCUGACGGAUCCAGAUAUGAGGGAGAAUUUGUGAACGGGUUCAAACACGGCAGAGGGAGGUACACCUGGAAAAAUGGAGAGUUCUAUGAGGGCUCUUUCUACAAAGACUACAGGCAUGGGGAUGGACUGCACUGUUGGCCCACAGGCCACAAGUUCACUGGCAAGUUCUACCUCAACAGAAAGGAAGGUUACGGACAACAACUGUUCCCUGACGGAGCCAUCUUUCAGGGUUUGUACCAUGCUGACCAGAGGUUUGGUCCAGGUGUGGUUAGUUAUCCAGAUGGGCGUGAGGAUGUGGGUCUGUGGCUUCAGGAGUGCCUGCUUAGGCUCUGUACGUCUGAUGAAGAGGGCUUUAGCCUAAAGAACUUUCCUGAAUAUGCUGCCUACAUGGACCCAGCUGCCAUCACAGAUUCCCUGACUCAGCCUUCCACUAGUGGUUUACAGACAGAAGCCAGGACAGACUCUGAGGUGGAUACAGAAAGAGUUCUGCUCUCAGAUGAUAUUUUUAUCCUUCCCCCCGGCAUGGAGAGUUACUCAACAGAUGGUGACCACUUGCCGCUACCCCCUGGCCGAAGAAGAGAGCUGGAUCAACACUUCUAUGGCGAGCUGUGGGAGCCAGAAGCUUAUCCGCACAAAGGCUAUGAGCGAGACCCACUCUCCACCCUGCCCUUACAGGCCCGCAUGCAGGCUCACAUACACAGACACAGACUACAGGCUGAAAAUGUGGGCUGGGACGUGGCAGCUGUUCUCUCUCUGAACAGGGAAAGUUUUGGUCCUAAAGGGCCUUUGGAAGUCAGUUCAGAGUUGUUGAUCCAGCACGCCUCCCGAGGGGAACUGCAGGCUGUGUCACAGAUCCUCCAGACUGGUUUGGUCCACCCUGAUGUAGCAGAUUCACAGGGACACACUGCACUGAUUGCUGCCACAGUAAACUGCAAUAAUGAUGUGAUCCAGCUGUUGUUGGAUAUGGGUGCCGAUAUUGACAAGUUGAACUGUGAAGGCAUGUCUGCCCUGGCUGUGUGUCAUGUACUCUACUACCCUUUUCGGUCUCUGUACACCAUUUUGUCUAAACCACCUGCCAAAACUCAAGUUUUGAGGUCUCCAUCUGUAGGUGGGAACAGUCCCCAGAUCAGCCAAGUGGACUUCACUACGGACACACCCAGGACAGCAGAGGAACUAACAGAGCGCAUCGUACAUCAUAGCUUUAAAGUGUCUCUUAACAGUGAGCUCAUCACUGAGCGCUGGCCUGGCCUGAAUGAACCUGAGACUCCUGCAGACACUAAACACCUACAGGAGGAGGAGAGAAAAGAGAAAGAGGUAGAAGGAGAGGAAAGAGACUGCAGGGAGACAGAGAGAGAGGGACAUGUUAGAGAGAGAGAAGAAAGGAGCAGCAGGGAGGAUCAGAAUGAGAGCAAAGCGGAGGAAAGAGAGAUAGAGAGCAGAUGUGAUCAAACGUGGGAAAAUGAAGAAAGUGAGGUGAAAGGGAAGGAAAGAGAAUUAAGGAAGAGCGAGGCAGACGUUGAGAUUGGUCAGAGGAGAGAAACAGAGUCAAGGAAAGAGAAUAUGGAGGUGAGCGAGGAGGAUGAGGAAGAUGUGGAGAAGAAAGUAAGGAAUAAUAAUGAAGGGGCUAUAAAGGAGAGAGAAGACAGAGGACGUAAGGACAUACCUGGUGUGGAGCGCUUCAUUCAGGUGUAUGAUGGUCACAUCGCACUGGGCAGUGUGCAGUGGAAGGAAUGUCAAGCUAAGGCAGUGGGAAAAGUUCAGCAGGGCAAAGACAGAGAAUUGACCCAAAAAAAGGCCUUUGACUCUGCCUGCUCCGUCAGCAGCUAUAACAUCCAGGUCACAGAGGAAGUGAUGCAGCGCUCAGCAGAAGCACUGAGUCGCACGGGGAUCCCUCAGCGCUCUGACACACAGGGGACUGUGCGCAAAAUGGCUGCCAUGAAAACUGAACACCGUGUUCGUUUGAACACCUUGAAGCUGUUAUUGGAACGGGGAGCUGACCCCAACGCAUCCAGGAUCCCCAUGCUGGUCCUCUUUUUAGCCAUUAUGGCGGCUGACACUGAGGCCGUCAGGAGACUGCUGCUGUGUGGAGCUCGCACUGACAUUCCCCUUCCACCUGAGGAAAAAGGUCUGUAUCCCCUACAUGUAGCUGCAGCACUGCCAGGUCCAGCAGGUCCCAUAAUCACAGAGUUGCUACUCCACGCUGUUACUGAUCCUGACACAAAGGCAAGCGACCAGAACGACAUCUAUGAACCGGAUAAGAUUUUCAUGAAGGCCCAGGAACCACUGAGCACCAAGGGGAACCCAAAUCUUAAAGGAGGCCGAACAGCCCUACACGUGGCCUGCCAGAGAGACAGUGACUACAGGAAUGCUAGCAAGGUGGUAGCCCUGCUGCUCUCCCACAGAGCCAGCACAGACCUCAUCUGGAGUGGACACUCACCUCUCUCACUGGCUAUAGCAAGUGGGAAUGACCUGGCAGUGGAGGAGCUGUUGAACGGAGGUGCAAAUCCCAACAUUCCCCUGGGCUGCAGGGUGGGCAGCGCCCUCUGUGCUCUCGCCAACAUUAACUACCACUUAGGUGGCAACAGAGCUAAGCUGUUGGACAUGUUGGCUAAGGCUGGUGCCGACAUCUUGAUGCCAGUUACGGUGGGUGAUGUUGUGGGAACUGCAGUCGACUAUGCACACUGCUCCUUCAACCAGGAUUUUCGUAUUGCCAACACUCCCUUCCAUGCUCUGAACAUGCGGGAGAGGGAAACAUUCAAAGCACGGCGACAGCUGCUGAGCAUGAUGGGAGAUCUACUAAGACAGACUGCUAGCCAGAGGGAGAAUUUACAUCUUACGUCAAAUAGUACUAGUAGCACGGGAGCAGGUGCCAUUUCUUCAAACGUGCCCCUCCCCAGCGGUGAAAGCCUAUCGACCAUAACAGAAAAACACAGGAAACCAGCGUUUAGGUUCUGCUAUAACUGUGGUCGCUCGGCGUCCGUGAAGCUGACUGCAUGUAGCCGCUGCCACAAGGUCUUUUACUGCUCCAGGACCUGCAAACUAAAAGCAUGGGAUGAAAGACACAAGGACGAGUGUAUCCGGGUCUCAGCAUCUGCUGAUGGCCUCCAGAAGAGUGUUGUGUUUAAAUCCCCAAGAGGCCCCAGGCCCUUGACUGCCAUGUUGAAAUCCAAAACCAUGCCCAGGCCCUUGAGUGUCAAGUUGAAAUCCCAAAGGGCCCCCAAGCCCUUGAGCAUGGCAGAUAAGGUAUUGGAGAGCCAAUUCAACCUGAAGGAAAACUACAGCUUCAACUGAUGGAUACUAACAUUUUGCAUACUUAAUAACAGCUGUAGUACAACUUUAUCUACCUAAUACUGUAAUGCACUUCUGUUACAUAAUUUCUCUCUCUUUAUAUAUUUGGCUAAAGGAUGAUGACAUUAUGUUGUGCCAUAAUAAUUUUUCUUUGGUGUAUUUAUACUUGUCGAAUUUGGAAUCAUCUGUUAUAGUAUUAUGAUAAAAGUGUAAUAAUGUUUCUCUUCUCUGCUAUUGCCACAGAAACACUGAAUGGCUGAAUUUACAUAUUUUCAAACCAGUACCAGAUUUUUGCAUGUGACUUCUUUUAUAUCUAAACAUUCUGACUAAAGCUAUUACUGUUGUUGAUCUUCAUUUUCGUAAUAUCCUCUGGUUAAUUUUUGAAUAAAUAAGGAGAAGUAUGACAAAAAUAUUAA